This is a messenger RNA of Portunus trituberculatus (swimming crab), 754 nucleotides long. RefSeq lists its product as uncharacterized. Lineage: Eukaryota; Metazoa; Arthropoda; Malacostraca; Decapoda; Portunidae. The record is from RefSeq and is a predicted model, not a curated record. The coding region runs from base 189 to 623 and encodes 144 amino acids. The transcript is spliced from 4 exons.
GAAAGGCACUAAGGGCCAACCAGGAUUCGAAGGACAGAAAGGCAAGCUUGGGCGUCAGGGGCGAGCAGGACCACAGGGACUUAAAGGCUUCAAGGGUGCACCAGGAGUAGCUGGAUUUGCAGGACCUAAGGGAAUGAAGGGUGAAUUUGGAGAGAAUGGCCUCAAUGGACGCCCAGGUCCUGUAGGAGAUGCAGGUCCUCCAGGAAUUCCUGACCCAAGAGACACUAAUGUAUACCGAGGUCCUCCAGGACCCCAGGGCAUCACUGGUUCUCGUGGUCCACCUGGAGAGGAUGGUAAUGAUGGUCGGCCUGGAGGAGUGGGCUUGCGUGGUCCUCCAGGUUUCCCUGGACUUGAUGGAGAAAACGGAAUUCCUGGCUCUCCAGGACGCUCAGAGAAAGGCGAUGCUGGAGAUGAUGGAUACCCUGGCUUUAUUGGCCUGCCUGGACCACAAGGCCGUAGAGGGCCACCAGGCAUUCCAGGUAACAAAGGUCUUCCAGGGGACCCUGCCUAUGGGACUAAGGGUGCAGAUGGUUUCCCUGGCCAGCCUGGUAAAGAUGGUGUCCCAGGACCAAGGGGUUCACCUGGACCUGAAGGUCCCAAGGGAUUCCCUGGUCAAGGAGUGAACAUUGUUGGGCCAAAGGGUCCCAAAGGUCUCCCAGGUCCACCAGGAGAGCCUGGUGUCCCAGGUUUGGAUGGGCGGAAUGGCUUCCCUGGCCGGAAGGGUACACAAGGAGACAUCUGUAUUCCAUUUGAG